Aspergillus steynii IBT 23096 is the source of this 1760-nucleotide messenger RNA. RefSeq names its product putative GABA permease. Gene Ontology annotation, cellular component: membrane. Gene Ontology annotation, molecular function: transmembrane transporter activity. Lineage: Eukaryota; Fungi; Ascomycota; Eurotiomycetes; Eurotiales; Aspergillaceae. Gene Ontology annotation, biological process: transmembrane transport. The record is from RefSeq and is a predicted model, not a curated record. Bases 87 to 1685 code for a protein of 532 amino acids. The transcript has 7 exons.
GGGCUGGCUAAUAAAACUCCUCUUUAUUCCAACUGCCGGCGCGGUGUCAGUCUCACUGAACGCUACCUUUCCUCACAUUCUCCGCCAUGGCGUCGUAUGAAUUGAAAGGGCCGUCUGUGAGUCGCGAGGUGCCGGCAUUCAGCUCUAAGGAUCGCGACCACCACGAAUUGGUUCGCUUGGGGAAAAAGCCCGUGUUGAAGCGAACGUUUGGAAUUCUGUCCAUUCUCGGCUUCAGCUGUACGAUCCUUGCGACAUGGGAGGGUCUUCUAGGUGGUGGAUCGGCGGGCGCAGUAUACUCCUACAUACUUGUCUGGAUCGGAACAGCAUGUUGUUUCGUAAUUAUCGCGGAGAUGGCGUCGAUGGCUCCGACGUCAGGUGGUCAAUACCACUGGUGUGCCAUGCUGGCCCCGACAAGCAUGAUGAAGUUCCUCAGUUACAUGACGGGAUGGCUUACCGUCAUCGGGUGGCAAGCAGCCUUUGCCUCUGCGUCGUAUCUAUGCGGCACCGAGAUCCAAGGGGUGGCGAUCAUGGCCUAUGAAACCUAUAAUGCGGAAGCAUGGCACGGGACCUUAAUUCUAUGGGCUGCUGUGGCCUUAGCACUGGGAAUUAACCUUGUCGGAGGAAAGCUUCUGCCUCGAUUGGAGACCCUGGUAUUGGUUGUUCACAUUUUGGGAUUCUUCGGAGUGCUGAUCCCCUUGACCUACAUGGCCGAGCAUAAGUCAGCGAGGGAGGUGUUCAAGGAAUUUUCUAACGGAGGAAAUCUUCCGGCCGAUGGCAUAUCAUUUUUCGUUGGCAUGACAGGCUGCGUUUUCUCAUUCGCCGGUGGCGAUGCCGCUGUCCACAUGGCCGAGGAAGUGAGCAACGCGUCGAUCGUCAUCCCCCGGGCAAUUCUUCUGAGUGUGCUCAUCAACGGCACGUUGGGAUUUAGCAUGUUGAUUGCUAUGCUGUUUUGCAUGGGGGACGUGCAAAGUGCAUUGGACUCUGCCACGGGCUUCCCAUUCAUGGAAAUCUUCUACCAAGCCACCGAUUCCGUGUCGGGGGCCGUCGGAAUGUCCUCGAUUCUAUUGAUAAUUGCCGUAUGCUCGGUGAUUGGUAUGCUAGCAGCCACCUCGCGGCAAUUCUGGUCUUUCGCGCGAGAUCGUGGUAUUCCCGGAUGGCGCAUUUGGAGCCGGGUGUCCAAUAAAACAUGUCUCCCCACCUACUCGAUUCUCUUGACAAUGACUGUGUGCUCACUCUUAGGCCUCAUCAACAUUGGCUCGGCAGUCGCGCUCAAUGGCGUCCUCUCGAUGGCUGUGUCGGGUCUCUACCUUUCAUAUCUGACAGUCGGAUCCCUCCUACUCUACCGACGCUGUACACGCGCCAUUUGCGCAUUUAACGACUCGGCUGACGAGACUGUGAACGUCCCUGGAGCUAAGCUCGUUUGGGGCCCUUUCCACGUGUCGGGGCUCCUAGGGGUCUUAAUUAAUGCCUUCGCAGUGAUCUACAUGAUCAUAGUGGUGUUUUUCAGUUUCUGGCCGACCGAGAUCCCAGUCAAUAAAGAGAACAUGAACUUCAGCGUAGUGGGAACAGUGGGUGUGGUCAUUCUGGCUGUCUUGUAUUACGUUGUGCGAGCAAGGAAGGUCUAUCAGGGUCCGGUCAUGGAGGUGGCUCUGACGUCGGCGUCGGGGAUCUGGAGCUCAAGGUAGAGAUGUCUCGGAACUCGCGCGAAAUUAUCAAAUGGCUGCAAUCUCCUGAAACCAUGGGACUCACUGAACGGAUGC